AUGAAAUCCUGCAAAUCCGGAGGCCCGGCGGCGGGAGCGCGCGUCGCGCCCCCGUGCGUGGGCGGUGCCGCGUGCGCGGGCACGUGCGCCGGGCCCGAGCGGCUGGAGAGCGCGACGCGCAGGCGCCUGGCGGCCAACGCGCGCGAGCGGCGCCGGAUGCAGGGGCUCAACACGGCUUUCGAUCGCUUGCGCCGGGUGGUGCCUCAGUGGGGCCAGGAUAAAAAGCUGUCCAAGUACGAAACCCUGCAGAUGGCGCUGAGCUACAUCAUGGCUCUGACCCGGAUCCUAGCCGAGGCCGAGCGAUUCGGCUCGGAGCGGGAGUGGAUCAAUCUCCAUUGUGAGCACUUCGGCCGUGACCACUACCUCCCCUUCGCAGGCGCGGAGCUGCCAGGCGAGAGCGAGCCCUACGGCCAGAGGCUCUUCGGCUUCCAGCCCGAGCCCUUCCCGAUGGCCAAUUAGGGCGCCGGUCGCGGGCGCAAUCCUGCCAGGGCGCAACCCUGUCUAAAGUAGCCUCAAGCGCUUUCGAUGGCCUUGGAUGCAGUCUUAGAAUAAAAUCAGCAAGCUUUCACGUUUCUUGUAUCGCUAGUGGGAUGGACGCAAUAGUUUGAUUGCCUCUCUUUUUUCCUUAUGUGUGUUUUGUAGAUUUCAUUAAUGGAUCUUGUGAAUGGUUUCGAUUGCUAUGAAGAUAAUGUCCCCUCCCCUUUUUCUGGAUUUACUUUGAGGGAAGACAAUCUUAAGGAAAAAAAAUAUGCUUAGGCUAUACUGACAUUUUAGUCCUCAGAGAAAUAAUCACUUUCUUAAACUUUGUAAGUUUGUCCUGUUCAGGCGAAUUUACAAUAUCCAUUUUUGUGUAUGCUCAAAAUAGAGCGACCUUCUUCUUGUUGUGUAAAUGCAUUUAGGCUUAGUGCGUUGUGUGUGCAUGAAGUAGUCAGACUUUUUUUUUUUUGGUAGAGUACAUGGGCUUGAGUGCUUUGUAUUUUUUUAAACUGUGUACACAUUAAAAUAUAGAUUUUGUAAAAUAUAAAUAAAACGUGGGUUUGUUUUUCAUGCCAAGUACCAUGCUAAUUUUUUUGUUGACACCACAGGCCUAUUUGGGGAGUGAUGAUGUUGAGGGCUUCUCUGAGUAAAGAUGUAGAAUGCUUAAAUGGAAUCCUGCCGGUUGGCAAACAUGCUGUUUUUAAAUACUCCCUCAAACAAGACAAGCUAUUGAGAGUACAAGUUAUUAAUUUGCAGGUUUCCUCUGUCAACUUGGGAAUAUAGACAUAGUCCACUGGUUUUUCUUUAAGAUUAAAUUGAAAUAAUAUUUAGCUUUUAA
Molecule: messenger RNA, 1315 nt
Organism: Trichechus manatus latirostris (Florida manatee)
Lineage: Eukaryota; Metazoa; Chordata; Mammalia; Sirenia; Trichechidae
Gene: ATOH7
Product: atonal bHLH transcription factor 7
Exons: 1
Coding region: 1-459 (152 amino acids)
Biological process (GO): neural retina development; sensory organ development; positive regulation of transcription by RNA polymerase II
Cellular component (GO): nucleus
Molecular function (GO): E-box binding; DNA-binding transcription factor activity, RNA polymerase II-specific; protein dimerization activity
Source: RefSeq, a predicted model, not a curated record